Messenger RNA from Chaetomium globosum CBS 148.51, 1206 nucleotides. RefSeq lists its product as uncharacterized. Gene Ontology annotation, biological process: nucleosome assembly. Bases 1 to 1206 code for a protein of 401 amino acids. Gene Ontology annotation, cellular component: nucleus; chromatin. The record is from RefSeq and is a predicted model, not a curated record. NCBI's taxonomy places the organism in Eukaryota, Fungi, Ascomycota, Sordariomycetes, Sordariales, Chaetomiaceae. Gene Ontology annotation, molecular function: histone binding; chromatin binding. The transcript has 5 exons.
AUGGCCGAACCCAUCAAGAACAAGCGGCCCGACCCCGCUGCUCCCACCCCUCAGAACACACCUGCAAAUGCUGCUCCCAUCUCGUCGCAUGCCCAGCAGCCGGGUGUUUCCAGCAUCAAGGAAGCCGAGGAACUUACCGCCGCCUCCAUUUUUGCCAAAGACCCCCACCUUGUAUCGCUGAUUCAGGGCCGUCUCGGUUCCCUUGUCGGCCGGUCGUCCGGAUACAUCGAGUCACUCCCCUCUGAGGUUAAGCGCCGUGUCGCUGGCCUCAAGGGCAUCCAGAAGGAUCACUCCAAGCUGGAGGCUGAGUUCCAAGAGGAGGUCCUGCAACUUGAGAAGAAGUAUUUUGCCAAGUUCACUCCUCUGUACGAGCAGCGCUCUGCCAUUGUAAAUGGCAAGACCGAGCCCACCGAUGACCAGGUUGAAGCUGGCGAGGAGGAUGAGGAAGAGGAGGAGGGUGCUGCCAUCAAGGAGGAGAAGCCCGCCGAGAGUGCCGAGAAGGUUUCGGGUAUUCCUGAGUUCUGGCUCUCGGCCAUGAAGAACCAGAUCUCAUUGGCUGAGAUGAUUACCGACCGUGAUGAAGGUGCCCUCAAGUCACUAAUCGACAUUCGGAUGGAGUACCUCGACAAGCCCGGCUUCCGCCUCAUCUUCGAGUUCGCCGAUAACGAGUACUUCACCAACAAGAUCAUCACCAAGACGUACUACUACCAAAACGAGAGUAGCUAUGGCGGUGAUUUCAUUUAUGAUCACGCCGAUGGUGACAAGAUUGAUUGGAAGGCCGGCCAGGACUUGACUGUCCGCAUCGAGCAGAAGAAGCAGCGGAACAAGACCACUAAGCAGACCCGCAUUGUUAAGAAGACUGUGCCUACCGAGUCUUUCUUCAACUUCUUCUCCCCUCCCAAGGCCCCGAACGACGAGGAUGACGAUGCCGCCUCCGAUAUUGAGGAGCGUCUGGAGCUUGACUACCAGCUCGGCGAGGACAUCAAGGAGAAGCUCAUUCCCCGGGCGAUCGACUGGUUCACCGGCGAGGCUCUUGCUUUUGAGGAGCUUGAUGAGGACGACCUUGGAGACUUCGAUGAGGACGACGAUGAAGAUGAGGAUGACGAUGAUGCCAGCGACGACCAUGACGACGAGGAGGAGUCGGAGGAGGAAGAGGAUGACGGCACCAAGCCCAAGCAGGAGCCGACUGAGUGCAAGCAGAGCUAA